AUGCACAAGAGAGGAGGCACAUGUUCUUUCCCUAAUUAUGAUGGAAUGGUAGACAUAACAGCUGUUGAUGCUGGUGGUUGGGCUCAAGAUAGUUCUUGUGAGGCAGGUCAUUAUUGCCAAUAUGCUUGUCAGCCGGGUUACUUAAUGGGACAGUGGAAUCCGGAGGUCACUUCAUAUAGCUACCCAGGAUCCCAAGAUGGUGGCCUUUAUUGUAACGAUAACGGAGAGUUGGAGAAGCCAAUUUCCCAGAAUGAUUACUGCUACAAGGGUAAAGGAACUGCAAGUGUUAAUAAUCAGGCCUCUCAAAAUGUUGCCUUUUGUCAGACAGUUCUCCCAGGCAAUGAGGAGAUGCUCAUUCCUACAAAUGUCGACGCAUCUAGUUCCGAGGAUUUGGCAGUUCCAGGUACCGAUUACUGGGCCGGAACUGCUGCUCAUUUCUACAUUAAUCCUCCUGGAGUUUCUGUUGAAGAAGGUUGCAAAUGGGGCUCUACUGCAAAUCCUUACGGUAACUGGUCGCCAUACGUUGCUGGUGCAAAUAUGGAUGACAGUGGAAACACUUACGCCAAAAUUGGCUGGAAUCCUGUCUACUUGGAAGACUCUUCACCAUUUAAAAGCACAAAUCCUAGCUUUGGUAUACGCAUGAAAUGCGCAGAUUCUUCCAAGUGUAACGGUGAUACUUGCGAAAUAAAUCCUUCCAAGUACGGGUUGAACAAAGUUAGUGCUGGUGGACAAAGCGACUCAGAUGGAGCUACUUGGUGUGUUCUUACUGCUACUGACAAUGCUGCAAUAACAUUUGAAGUCUUCGAUGUUUAG
Brettanomyces bruxellensis is the source of this 813-nucleotide messenger RNA. RefSeq lists its product as uncharacterized. The transcript has a single exon. Lineage: Eukaryota; Fungi; Ascomycota; Pichiomycetes; Pichiales; Pichiaceae. The record is from RefSeq and is a predicted model, not a curated record. The coding region runs from base 1 to 813 and encodes 270 amino acids.